CACACGACAUUACUUUCUCGUUUUCGUUUUGGCCGAGUUCUUGUGUUGUAGGAGAUUUCCUACUUCAGUCGGAACAUCUGCGUGGCGUAUGCUCUAUUUAACCGAGAUGUGUAACUUUAGCUGUGACCUAGUAGGUAACACUAUGACCCGUGAAGUGUGACCUCCCUCGCAUUGCCUUAAAGCGCGCGUGCACAUGCAGGUAGCAGUGUUUUACAUGUGGCACGAGAUUACUGCGGCGAUAUAUGCGUUACUGCGAGCAAGCGACUGAGUUAGUCGAAAGUAAUCUAACCCGUUGUAGCUAAAAACAACAUUAACUAAUAGACAGCCUAUACCAGCUCCGUGCAUUUACGGGCACAUAUACGUGGAACGGAGAGUACGUGCAUUAGCGUGUUAUCCAUCAUCACAGUUUUCAUAUGUAUUAAAUGCCAAUAAUGCGCGGAGAACGUCUAUGAGCCUGCGAUAUUCAAGAGGAUAUAUACAACAAUACAAUCAGCGAGAAAAAACACAAUGAGGGUGGUCAUAGCAUAUGCAUUGUUACUGGUUGGCUGCUGUUGCUCGAGCGUGCAUGCACUGCUACCAUGGGAAGUAACGGGAAGAAUUAUGUACCAACCGAAAGCGGGUUCCUUUGCGCAAGAGUGCAUCGAGAGGUAUCACACAGCGAUGACAGCACAGAACAACACACUCUCCAGAAUCCUGGGGCAGGGGUGCGCUCAGGUAUCUUCAGACAUGAGAGUCACGUGGGCGGCACUCGAUGUAAAGAAAAUAUCGGCCAACCAGCUACUCUUCAAAUACAUUAUCUAUCUGAAUGAUGAGAGCGGCCCGGCGCCAGGUCCACUUGACCUGUUAGAGUCUUGUGCGAACAGCAUCGCCAACAUUCUUCCCGCCAUCACCAGUAACGGUAUCCCAGACCUUGGCAGGGGCUGUCCUAGUGUUGUGCCGACGGACAACCACUUUAGCUGGGGUACGGAUACAGGCCCGGACAGUGAACAAGCACAAAGUGACAUCUUGAUCAUUCAAGAUGCUCCACAUCCAGACCUGAAGCUGAGUGCUCCUCCCCCAAUCCCCGACAAACCGGCAUUGAAAGCUUUUGCCGUGACCAGCGAAGGUCCCUCAUUCAAAAUGAUUGGUACCGUGACGUACCGGUCGGAGAAAGACGUGCCCCACGCUUGCCUGGAUGUGUACAGGAACGUCAUUGGAUCGAACAACAGGACCAUUACCACGCAGCUUACGCAGGCUUGUCAUACCCAUUUGGAUACCGUUAUCUUCGCUGACCUGGAAGCAGAAAAGCGCUCAUCGAAGCAGGUGGAGCUUAUCUACACGAUUGUGCUCGACCACGAGUCCGUGGACGAAUCUCAGUCCAUCCAGGAUUGCGCCGACGUCUUGUUAAAGGAACUACCGUCGAUCACGAACAUCGUCAUUCCAACGAUCGCAGGGCGGUGCCCACCACUCCUACCUACACGCAAUUCCUUCCACACGGAGUUUACAGAUGUGGAUAGCUGUCAGUCAAAUCCAUGUGAACAUGGAAAAUGUAUUGACCGUAUAAACUCUUACGAGUGCAUCUGCGACCCUGGAUGGGAGGGCCAUAGCUGUAAUACUAAUAUUGACGACUGCACUCCUAACCCAUGCGGGCACGGAACAUGCCGGGAUGCUGUCGGUGGCUUCAUCUGCUCCUGUCAGGCUGGCUGGUCUGGACCUACAUGCAAUGUUCAUGAUGCCAUCCCGCACAGUGACAACGAGAUUAAGGGCACCCUUAGAUACACCUCUGGGUCUAGGAUCAGGCAGCGGUGUGCGAACAUAUACAACCGGUACAUGGUGGCGCUCAACGGCACAGUAACCUCAGAACUGAACGGCUUAUGCGGUUCUGGCAUCGGUGUGACAUGGCGCGCACUCGACGUGAAAAAGAUAUCGAGUACAGAGGUGUUGUUUUACUACACGUUUGACCUACGGUCGAGACUCACGCAGCUCGACGACUGCUUUGACACGCUUAUUGACGCGCUGCCGAGGACGACACGUGUAACCAUCCCCGAACUCAACACUCGCUGCCCGGCCAUCUUUCCCGGAGAGGCCUACUUUGCCAGGAAGGAUCUACAGCUGAGGAGUGGAGACGUCGUGCCUGUGGGAACCUGCACUGACUGUAACUGUAAGACGGGUACAUUCAUGAGCUCUACUGCGUGUGUCAAAUGCCCUCGUGGAACAUACCAAGAUGAGGCAAAGCAGACCACGUGCAAGAAAUGCAGCGGUGGCACCUACACGUUCACAGAGGGCAGCACUAACGUGAAUGACUGCAUACAGCUCUGCGAACCUGGUACAUAUUCGGAUAACGGCAUGCCAAUCUGCCUACCAUGCCCGAUUCACAAUUACGCUCCGUUGCACGGAUCAACUGAAUGUUUGAAAUGCCCUACCCGUACCUACACAGCUACAACGGGAUCAUCUAAGUGCGCGUUGCCGUGCAAUUCUGGAUAUUACUCCGAGUCCGGGCUGGAGCCCUGUAAGCCAUGCCCACCUAACUUCUACCAGAACAUUGCUGGUAGCGGUGUGUGCAAGGAAUGCCCCCAUCUAACAACGACAUCGGGCAGGACUGCCUCGUUUAGCAUCGCACAGUGUUUCAUGGAUGGCAAUUUCAACGACUUGUGGGCCAACCCGGAUCCAACAAGCGAGGUGCCACCUCUUAAAGGAGACAACGGGUUCGGCGUGGUGAUGCAGCACUACACCACUAGCUCACUCGAUUUCUGCCGCCUGCGAUGCCAAGAGAGGGAUUUCCCGAUAUGCGUCGGUGUUGACUUCAAGCCCGGAUAUGGAUGCGAUCUCCUAAGCAUGCGUCUGCUAUAUACAGAUGAUCACUUGUACAAAUCGAACGAGCCUGUACUCCGUAACUUUGAUGGAGGCUACUUCUGCUCCAAGGGUGAGGUAAAUCUGCAGUGCAGUAACUCCAAUGAGGUCUUGUCGCUACAUCAAGUGAGAUUCGUCAACAUAAGCGAGUACUCGUGGGCGAAUGUUUGCGAAGCGAAGAGGUACAGAGGCGAUGCAUGUCAUGUCGGAGAAAUCGUCGAUGCUAUACGAGCUAACUGCGUAGGCGAGCGAAGCUGUACUUUCGAGAACCCUUGCCAGGACACGACGAUGUACGCGGAAAUUGCCAUGGAUUGUGUUGCUGAUCCAUGCCAUGAUCACGUCUGUCAGAAUGGAGGGUCCUGCUACCCAGGCAACCACGAAGGUUAUUGCGAAUGUACUGAAGGUUUUGGUGGAAACGAAUGUCAAUACGAAACAGACAUUUGUAUCAGAAAUCCUUGUGGCGACAGUGGAUUCUGCAUUAUUCUUAACGAAGACGAGUACGUCUGCGAAUGCAAGCCCGGACAUGAUGGCGAACAUUGCGAGAACCACGUCGACUAUUGUGCCGAACAUGAUUGUGCGUUCGGCAGCUGCAUCAGCAAAGACGAUGGCUACAUCUGCGAAUGUCAGGACGGCUUCAUCGGAGAAUUUUGCGACCAAAACGUUGACAUGUGCGCCAAUAAUCCCUGCAAACAUGGGGGAAGUUGCGAGGGACGCCCUCUAGCACGAUAUGUGUGUUAUUGCACGAAGGGCUGGGAAGGCGACACAUGCGAGACAGCGGCUAGAGGAAACGCAGCAGGAAAAACACGCGAUCGAUUGCAAGACGCCGGUCGUUCUCUCAGCCCUAAAAAUGUCAUUUUUACGGAAGAAAAGGGAACCCGUGACGCUGAGCAAAACUCUGGUCGUAAUAGCAAUCGUAAUGCUGACCGGGACAAUAAGAAUGAAGAGGAAGAAGAAGAAGAAGAAGAAGAAGAAGAGGAAGAAGAGGAAAGAGAACCAGAAGACAGAAGAUGUCCUCCAGGACAUUUCUCGCAUACGGGUCAGAAGCCAUGUAGGAGAUGCCCCUUAGAAACAUUCCUGCCUGUACCUGGAGGAAUCCAGUGCCUAGCAUGUCCACGUGGAAUGUUUGCCGAUAGGCCUGGGUCAGCUAAGUGCUAUCCUCCUUGCAGUGUUGGCUUCUUUUCUGACAACGGGCUUGCUCCUUGCCAGCCUUGUCCGCAGCACUACUUCCAGAAUCGCCCUGGUCAGACUUUCUGUCGCGAAUGUCCACCAUUGACGACUGCCGCCUUGGAGGGAGCGUUCAGUGUUGCUCAGUGCUACGUCAACCGCAGAUUUAGCCCGGUGUGGGUUAAUACGGAGCAGCCAAUUCCGGUGCCUCCCGCCGAAUUCGAUCAAGGUUUCGGCGUCGUCAUUGCGCACUAUAACACAACCUCGCGCGACUUCUGCGUGCUCAAGUGCCAGGAGCGCAACUUCCCCGUCUGCAUCGGCGUAGACUUUCGCGAGGGUUACGGCUGCGACCUACUCAGCAUGCGUUUACGCUACACGACCAAUUAUCCAUUCGUCAGCAUUGCGCAGCCCAUGUUCAGAAGCUUCGUGGGCGGAUACUACUGCAGCGACAAAGAGAUAAAUCUAAAGUGUGACAAACCUAACGAAAUCAUGGCUCUCAACUCUCUCCGGUUGAUAGACGCAUAUAAGUACUCUUGGGUGAAUAUAUCCUGCUCCGACAGUUUAUACAACGGGCCUGUGUGUAAUGUGCAAGAAAUGGCGUCACAGGUGAUGGGCGAGUGUAACGGAAAGCAUGAAUGCACGCUCGUGAAUCCGUGCGUCGACACGUCCAAGUUCACCGAACUCGGCAUGGACUGCUUGGCGAACCCCUGCUUCCAGUCGCCGUGCCAGAAGGGCGGCAUAUGUCACAUCGGUCGGCACGGCGCCGAGUGUGAGUGUCCGCCGGGCACGCAGGGCGAGUUCUGCGAGUUCCGACGACAGUCGCGACAACAGUUCGCUCCGAUCAAUCCGUGUGUGCAGAACCCCUGCUUCAACGGCGGCCAGUGUGUCUACCUCGCCGGCAGCGACUACGUUUGCCAGUGCCCUGAUAACUGGUUCGGUAGCCGAUGUGAGUCGGAUGGAUGUGACAACCGAUGCGAGCAUGGACACUGCAGAGUUGAGACGCUGCGCGGCCUCGUGGGAUACACAUGCGAGUGCGAAUCCGGCUGGAACGGAGAGUACUGCCACCUGAGGGCCUCCGAUGAUCCUUGUCUGAACCAACCCUGUCAGCAUAGCGGUUUGUGCAACGCCGCGCCGCGUGGAGAAUACAACUGUAGUUGUCUGUUCCCUUGGACUGGCAAAAGCUGCGAAAUACAUCGUUAUGCGGCAAGAGCACCAGUGUCACCAUACCUACAUAGUCGAUAUAAUCUUCCGCUGGGAUUCUUCUUCGGCCAGCCAACACCGGCGCAGUCCACCGAUGCACAGCAGCCAAUAGAUUUGCGUAGUCAGGCAAUAAAUCUACAGCCAGAUCGAUUAGCUCAAGGACUGCUGAGACAAGGCAGUAAGCAUCAAGCGUCAGCUUCGCGACGAGGACCUCAACAGGCAGCUUUUAUUAACCAGCAAAAUCAGCCACCAAUAAGACAGAUCCUAUCGCAAGGACCACAGCAACAAGGGCUUCCUAGCCAACCACAAGAUGCCAGACAAGAACUUUUAGUAUCACAACAGGGGCCUCUUCAACAACGGCCACUGCAACAAGGACCACUGCAACAAGGCCCACUACAACAAGGGUCACUGCAACAAGGACCACUACAACAAGGGCCACUGCAACAAGGACCACUGCAACAAGGGCCACUGCAACAAGGGCCACUGCAACAAGGGCCACUGCAACAAGGGCCACUACAACGAGGACCUCCACAGCAAGUACCUCUGCAGCAAGGACGGCAACUGCAACAGGAAUUAUUUUAUCAACAACAGGGAGAAGGGCGAUCAAGGCAAGUCUCACAGCAAGGACCACAGCAGCAAAGCUUCCCCAGCCAACCACCAUCGACUGUAGUAUCACAACAGGGACGUCCGCAGCAAAGACCCGUGCAGCAGGGACAGCAACCGCAGCGGGAAUUGUUUUACCAACAGCAAGCAGAAGGACAAUCAGGACAGGUCACCCAGCAAGAAUCACAGCAGCAAACCUUUCCCAGUCAACCACUAGAGGGUCGGGUAUCACUACAAGGACCUCCGCAACAGGUACUUCAGCAGCAAGGACGGCAGUCGCAAGGUAUCUCUAACCAACCACAGAGAGCUGAACAGAAUGGUCGAGUAUCACCACAAGAACGUCAACAGCAAGGUCGCCAGCUGUCGCGAGAACUAUUUUAUCAGCUGCAGGGUGAAGACCAAUCAAGACAGGUCUCCCAACGUGGACCGCAGCAGCAAGGCCUCACCAGCAAACAACAGAUUGUGGGGCAAGCGAGAGAAAUUCCUUUCCCGGGAAUACCAGCACAAAGCCAGACAUCCGGAUUUCCUACUUCGCUCCAGAAUCCUCCUCGCCUAGCUAACCAGCCACAAGGUCUACCACAGCUUGGGGCGCAGCAACGUUUUGCUCAAAGACUCAGAGAAUUGCAACAACAGUCGCCUUACCCGCAACCUGUAUUUGUUCAGAAAGGAAGAAACGGCCGCCAAGACGCAGUUCGAGGACCUAGCCUCAGCUUGGCGCAGCUACCUGACGACGAUUUACCUCACACGGACAUAGCGCGAGUUCCGACAGUCAUUCUGCAAACAGACAGCCAACAGCAAACGAAAGCUGCCGCGGGACGAACCGACGUACACGAACUACGCAGUAAUGUAUCACAGAUAGUCAGCUAUCCGUCGCCAAUCCCUGCAUUUGUAUUUGACAAUCACCCGAACAAUUACGACGAGAAGGAUGAGGAAUAUGAUGAGAGCCGUGUAGAGUACAAUGGGCCGCUUGGCAUGUGGAGCACCUGGAGUGAGUGGUCGGACUGCUCGCCAUGCGGAGGUUGUGGCAAAAAGACCCGCGCGCGGGUGUGCUCAACCAAUAACUGCCUAGGUGAGGCCAUGGAGGAGACUAUCUGUCAGAGUGCGCCGUGCUAUCAGAGUAUUUAUGGCGAUUGUGAUCUCUAUAAGGGAGCUUGGCGAUCGAGAUUCUGCCGACCAAGCUGCUGCAAGAAUUACUUCUAUCACCCGACACUGAGGCAGUGUAUGCGCAGAAUGGUGUAGAUGUGUCACCUUCUCAUUCACACACGAUGAUACUGAAUGACAGUCUGCAGUUAUUCGGUCUACAAUAGUUGUUAAAACGAUGCUCGCAAAUCAUGUUUGCCUAGGAACCGGUGUGAAGGUAUUAUCUAGGCACAGAUCAUCGUAUCUUCAGCGACUUCUGAAGCGAUAAUUCUGUAUUACAUCGCCCAUGAACGUAAUUAGCUAAUCCAUAAAUUGCUUCUGCGUAGAGCAUUUCGUAAGCAAUGUCGUGUAUAUAUAUAACUGAUCGCCAUGAUUGUGAACAUAUUGAAGCAUUAUUGACAUUUGCGUGCCUAGUUGUUCAUCGGUUUACUAGAUGUAGUUACGCUAUGAGCUGAUUUUGUGACAACGGAUUUUCUUGCCUAGUACUUGUAUGUGUAUAUAUCUCUGGAAUUUGUCCUUAUUGACAGAUGGAUUGUGAGGAUAAAUUAAUUAUUGGUUCAGCGUAUUUAACAAAAAACUGAAACUUGGAACUAGCUGAGUAUACAAAAUAAUGACUAGAAAACAAAUGUCCUACGAUUGUGAAAGGCGUAUUUUAAUAUAACCAAUCUGUUUCUUCGUUGUAUUAAGUGUGUUACAGUUGUACAGUUAGCUGCGCUUGCGCUGGUAACGCAAGUUUUGAUGUUAUUUUACUGAGCCCGAACUAUGAAUUUUUUUUUUAAACAGUGUACAUUCAAUUAUAUAUUUACGUCACCCCAACUAUUUGAAUGCAUGCAUAUAUUUCAUAGAUCACCAUGUUUUAUCCAUAUUAGAUUAAGUUGAAUUUUUAUAUUCACGCCAUUAAACACGUUUUAAUGGUUUGAUGAAUAAAUUUAAGUUGUAAUAUUUUCGUUUUAUGCUCGAUGUAUUAAUAAAACCAGAAAUUAUGAAGCAAUA
Messenger RNA from Priapulus caudatus, 7929 nucleotides. RefSeq lists its product as uncharacterized. Lineage: Eukaryota; Metazoa; Priapulida; Priapulimorpha; Priapulimorphida; Priapulidae. Gene Ontology annotation, biological process: establishment or maintenance of epithelial cell apical/basal polarity; heterophilic cell-cell adhesion. The transcript has 28 exons. The record is from RefSeq and is a predicted model, not a curated record. The coding region runs from base 508 to 7035 and encodes 2175 amino acids. Gene Ontology annotation, cellular component: plasma membrane; protein-containing complex. Gene Ontology annotation, molecular function: calcium ion binding.